AUGGAAUCUUUUCCUAGUCCCUGCGAUAAAGGGAAAGGUCGAAAAAGAAAAGGGGAUCCUGAAAAAUGGAAGAGAAACCAAGCCAAGAAAGAGCGGUAUUCUGCAAAAACAUUGCCCAAAAGAUUGUUGUGUAAUCAUAAAAAAUCUUUUAAAUGUAUGUCAUUGAAAAUGAGCGAUAUUAAAUUGUUUUUUGACAACUUUUACGCACAACCUGAUAAAUUAAAACAGGACGCUAUUAUUUUAAAACAGUGCGUUCCUAAAAAACAAACCAGAGAAAAAGAACGUCCAAGAAAACUUGUAACGGAGAAGAGAGGAGGCGACCAUGUGUCAAUGAAAAGUGCCCAUAAAAAAGAGGCUGUCAUGAAAUUUAUCAACUCAAUUCCAUGUCAAGAGCCUCACUACUGUCGUGGUCAUACAAAACGUUAUUAUUUGGCAUCUGAAUUGUCUAUUAAUAAACUAUGGAAGCAGUACAAUUUACAAGCAACUCCUGAUUUUAAAGUGAAAAAGGGAGCCCAAGGACAGACGUUUGUGCAACGUGUCUCAAAUUUUCAUCCGAAUCGAAACGUGAAAAAGAUGCUGACGCUCUAA
Molecule: messenger RNA, 588 nt
Organism: Diatraea saccharalis (sugarcane borer)
Lineage: Eukaryota; Metazoa; Arthropoda; Insecta; Lepidoptera; Crambidae
Source: the annotation of a GenBank genome assembly